AUGGCUGGACAGGUGAGCGAGAAGGAGCUAGAGAUCGUGCUCAUGCAGGCCAUGAUCGCCGCGAAGAACAUCCGCCCCCAGCGCGACCGCCUCCUGCAGCUCCGCCGCCGGCUGGAGCAGCUCAGCCUCAGCCUCAGCCCCAGCGACGACGACCACGCGGGCAAGAUCAAGAAGCUCGCCCGCGACCUCUUCGACGUCUACUACAUCGGCAUCGAGUACGGCGCGCGCACCCUCUUCACCUGCCUCAAGCUGGCGGCCGAGGGCGGCGCCCGCCUCGCCGUCAACCUCGCCUUCACCGCCAUGUCCGACGAGCAGCUCCACGACGCGCUCGUCGCGCAGCGGCUCCCCGCGCGCCCGACCACCCAGACCGAGGCCUUAACCCGCGUCGAGGUGACCUUGCACGCCGUCAAGGUUCUCCAGGAGCACCACGUCCCGCGCUGCAUCGAGCACCUCGUCGGCCAACGACCACCCAUCGUCGGCGAGAGGCCCAAGACCGACCCCUCGGACAAGGCCCCGCCCGCCGCCACCCCCGUGGACCUGGACAAGGCGCGCGACUACCUCGACCGCGCGAUCACCCUCGCCGACCUCGCCGUCAAGCACAUCGACCUCGCCGUCGCUGUCAUCUCCAGGUUCCUCGACCCCAAGGAGGUCGCCAGCCUCUCCCACUUCACCGACGAAACCGCAUACAUCUCUGAGGUACCUGCACUACUUACUCUCUUUGCUACUACUACUAUAUCUGUUGUGUAUCGAUCUCACCACAUUUGCUAG
Messenger RNA from Lolium rigidum, 768 nucleotides. RefSeq lists its product as uncharacterized. The record is from RefSeq and is a predicted model, not a curated record. The transcript has a single exon. Lineage: Eukaryota; Viridiplantae; Streptophyta; Magnoliopsida; Poales; Poaceae. The coding region runs from base 1 to 768 and encodes 255 amino acids.